GUUCCUCUCUUUUACUAUAAGAUUUGAUUUCCUUGUUUGCGUGCUGUCAAAUCUCUUCUAGGGCUCUCUCUCUCUCUCUCUCUCUCUCUCUCUCUUCGUGUGUCAAGUCGAAGCGAAGCCACAUAAGUGUCGUGAAAUCAUCGUCUUUUCGUUCCUUUUAACUCCUCCCAUUUUCUGAUCAUUCGCCAUUGUCUUAACUCUAAAUCCUACGUUGGCAAAGCUCCUAAACCAGUGCCCAGAAACAUUUUCUUCUUGUACUUCCAGUACUUAGAAUAUCAUUCAGAGGCUCUGCCACAUGGUGUGCUUUUGAUACUUUUAUGGUCAAUGACAUGCCUGAAGGUUGCCGAUAUAUUUGACGGAGAUGGAUAUCGCUGGUCUCUUAACUUCAGCUGGUAUCAACAUAGGUCUGUGUCUGGUGUUAUUAUCACUAUAUUCGGUGUUGAGGAAACAACCAAGCAAUGCAUGUGUGUACUUUGGACAAAGGCUUGCUCAGUUGCAGUCAAAAGGGCGAGAUCAUUUCUCAUUUGACAGAUUUGUUCCGUCCCCUAGAUGGAUAGUAAAGGCCUGGGAAGCAUCUGAAGAAGAAAUAUUGGCUUGUGGGGGCUUGGAUGCAGUGGUUUUCCUCAGAAUAGUUGUUUGCAGUAGACGAAUCUUCUCCAUUGCUGCUGUGAUUUGUAUUCCUUUUGUGCUUCCGUUGAAUUAUUUUGGCAAAGAGAUGAGGCACCGGCAUAUCCCUUCAGAGUCGUUGGACGUGUUCACAAUUGGGAAUGUCAAAGAAGGGUCAAAAUGGCUUUGGGCCCAUUGCCUCGCACUGUAUGUCAUAUCCUGCUCUGCUUGUGUUCUUCUUUACUUCGAGUACAAACACAUAACAAAGAUGAGGUUGGAGCAUAUAGUUGGAUCUUCUCUGAACCCAAGUUACUUCACAAUCCUUGUUCGUGCUAUCCCAUCUUCAGCGGAAGAAUCGUGCAGUAAUUCAGUGAAAAAUUUCUUCACACGUUAUCAUGCGUCGAGUUAUCUGUCACACCAAAUGGUUUAUCGGUCUGGUACAGUUCAGAAACUAAUGGAUGAUGCAUCAAAGAUGAUCAAGUGCACUUCAACAGAGCAGUUUGGGUUGUACUUGAAGGGCUGUGGUCUUUGUGGAGGAGCUGCACAUUCCUUCAAGGUUCUUUCCAGUGAACCGGAAAGUGUUAGGAGUGGAAAUGAGAUGGUCAAUCCAGAAUUAAGAGAUAAGGAGUGUGCAGCUGCUUUGGUUUUCUUCAAGACUCGCUAUGCAGCUUUGGUUGCUUCACAGGUUCUUCAAUCAGCAAAUCCUAUGUCAUGGGUCACAGACUUAGCUCCAGAACCACAUGAUGUGUAUUGGAAAAACCUUAGUAUUCCAUAUCGACAACUUUGGGUUCGUAGGAUAGCAACUCUUCUCGCCUCUAUUGGUUUCAUGAUUUUGUUUAUCCUUCCUGUGACUUUCGUACAAGGUCUCCUUCACCUAGAGCAACUGCAGAGAAGAUUCCCAUUUCUUAGAGGUGUUUUGAAGAGCAAGUUUAUGGUCCGUCUGAUAACAGGGUACCUUCCCAGUGUAGUACUGAUGUUGUUUCUGUAUGCUGUUCCCCCAACAAUGAUGAUGUUUUCAACAAUUGAGGGGCCUAUCUCUCGUAGUGGCAGGAAAAAGAGUGCAAGCGUCAAAGUCUUGUAUUUCUUAAUCUGGAAUGUCUUCUUUGUUUACGUUUCGUCAGCGAAAGUUUUAGAACGAUUGGGCUUGUUUUCUAGUCCCAAAGAUAUGACUGCACAACUUGCCACAGCAGUACCGGGACAGGCAACCUUCUUUAUGACUUAUGUUUUGACAUCAGGAUGGGCGAGUUUGGCCUCUGAAAUCAUGCAACCAUAUGCUCUUCUAUGCAACUUUGUCUAUAAAUACAUUCUCAGAAAAAAGGAUGAACCAUCUAAUGGCACUUUAUCUUUUCCGUACCAUACGGAAAUCCCAAGGGUUCUCCUUUUUGGAUUCCUUGGCUUCACGUAUUCUCUGAUGGCGCCUUUAAUAUUGCCCUUCUUGCUGGUUUACUUUUUCCUUGCAAGUCUUGUGUACCGUAAUCAGAUUCUCAAUGUGUAUGUCACGAAUUAUCAAAGUGGGGGCCAGUUUUGGCCUAUAAUGCAUAACACCACAAUCUUUUCGUUGGUGCUGACACAAGUAAUAGCCAUUGGUGUCUUUGGACUUAAACGAUCGACAGUUGCAGCAGCCUUCACCGUUCCACUGAUUAUUUUUACUCUCCUCUUCAACGAGUAUUGCAGGCAGAGGUUUCAUCCAGCAUUCAAGGACAAUGCUGCACAGGUCCUUAUGGAGAUGGAUCGUAAAGACGAACAAUGUGGGAGUAUGGAGGCGAUUCAUAAGCAAUUGCCUUCGGCUUAUUGUCAGUUUGCAUACACUCCCAAUAUCUUGCGGAAAGCUGUGUCCCUAAACCUUUGCAAGGAUGGAGAUGAUGUUAGCAUUCGCAUCCCAGAAGACACGAAUCCAGGAAGCAAACCCGCUCAAGGAAAUGACUCACGGGGUCCUUCUAGUAUGGAGAUUGAAGAACUGAAGAAGUAGUAGAUGGAGGCUUUUAUUUUGGCAAGUGAGGAAACAAAGAAAAUGAAGAAAAAAGGCGUGAUUUAUAGUGUACAUACGAGAAUUUUGAUAUUCACAUGAAUUUUUUUUUUAAUCCUCUGUACACAUGCAUUUUUGUAGGGCAACAAAGUUGCUGAUAAUCAUUUGAAACCUUUGUACAGCAGAUACAGAGCGUUUGACAUGCAUAGAUAAUGAAUCUCUGGUUUUCUACCCUUUUAUGAA
Molecule: messenger RNA, 2815 nt
Organism: Rhododendron vialii
Lineage: Eukaryota; Viridiplantae; Streptophyta; Magnoliopsida; Ericales; Ericaceae
Product: CSC1-like protein RXW8
Exons: 12
Coding region: 362-2575 (737 amino acids)
Cellular component (GO): plasma membrane
Molecular function (GO): calcium-activated cation channel activity
Source: RefSeq, a predicted model, not a curated record